Messenger RNA from Prosopis cineraria, 1501 nucleotides. Its product is annotated as L-tryptophan--pyruvate aminotransferase 1-like. Lineage: Eukaryota; Viridiplantae; Streptophyta; Magnoliopsida; Fabales; Fabaceae. Gene Ontology annotation, biological process: amino acid metabolic process. The transcript is spliced from 5 exons. Gene Ontology annotation, molecular function: transaminase activity; carbon-sulfur lyase activity. The coding region runs from base 111 to 1337 and encodes 408 amino acids. The record is from RefSeq and is a predicted model, not a curated record.
CAAUAUUCUGAAAUGUCCCCCUACCGAAUCAUGGAGCAGAAAUCAACUCCACAGAGUGAAGAUCGAACUUAGUCGUUGCGACGUCGUACGUACAGAACAAGUCCAACAAUAUGUUGGCAAAUCUUCCCGCAGUUCCUGAUCUCCACAACAAUGGCUUGCCCUCCUCUGAUACAAAUGCUUCUCUUCCAAUCUCCUCCGUCGUCAAUCUCGACCGGGGAGAUACCGUGUUGUUGGAGUCGUACUGGAGGAAGAUGAGCGACGAAUGUACGGUGGUGAUCAAGGGUUGGGAAUUUCUGAGCUAUGCGAGCGAUCUGAGGAGUGUGUGUUGGUUCAUGACGCCGGAGCUCAGACACGCCAUUAAAAGGCUUCAUGCUCUGGUUGGCAACGCAGAGACACACGAUAAGCACAUUGUCAUCGGAAAUGGCUCCACGCAGCUCUUUCAGGCUUCGCUCUUCGCUCUCUCUUCUUCUUCUUCCUCUUCCCUCUCUCCCGCCGAUAUCCCUAUGAACGUCGUCGCCGCUGCUCCUUAUUAUUCGGGUUACCCAGUCGAGACGGAUAUAGUACGCUCAAGUCUAUACAGAUGGAGUGGGGACGCACUCAAGUAUGAUAAGAAUGAAGCAUACAUAGAGAUAGUGACGUCUCCGAAUAACCCAGACGGGAGUAUCAGAAGACCAAUGGUGAACAACAAGUGUGGAGGUGAAGGGAAGCUGAUUCAUGACCUUGCUUAUUACUGGCCUCACUACACUCCCAUUACUCACAAGGCCAAUCAUGACCUUAUGCUCUUCACUUUCUCCAAAUGCACUGGUCACUCUGGUUCUCGCAUUGGGUGGGCUAUUGUGAAAGACAUAGAAAUUGCGAAGAAGAUGACGACAUUUAUAGUGAUGAACUCCAUUGGAGUGUCGAAAGAGUCACAAACUCGUGCUGCUAAGAUAAUGAAAGUUGUGUGUGAUAGCUAUGAAAAUUUCAGAUUUGGGUCUAAGGAAUCUGUAGAGUUGUUCUUUGAGUACAGCAGACGCCUUUUGAAAGAGAGGUGGGAGAAACUGAGGGAAGUCAUAAAACAAAGUGAUGAUUUCAUUUUACCCAAGUUUCAAAGAGCCUACUGUAACUUCACCAAUGAAUCAUCUGAAACAUAUCCUGCUUUUGCGUGGUUGAUGUGUGAGAAGGACCAAGACUGUACGAGUUAUCUGGACAAGGAAAUGAAAGUUCUUGCUAGAAGUGGGAAUCGAUUUGGAUGUGAUCCAAGAUAUGCUAGAAUCAACAUGCUGACCAGAGGAGAUGACUUCGAUGAAUUCUUAAAGAGGCUUUCAGACAUCAAAGAUCUUAGUUGUCAAAUGUAGUGUACGUGUUGAAAAUGUUUGGUUACAAUUAAGGUGGUCCAACAGUCCCACUCAUAUUGAUGAUAUGAGAAAGGGUUGUGUGCUGCUGUGUGUGAUUAACUAUUUAUAUGUUGCCCAUAUUAAUUAUUUCCCUAAAAAAAAUAAUAUUCCUCAUGUUUUGUCCU